Ostrea edulis (European flat oyster) is the source of this 2654-nucleotide messenger RNA. RefSeq names its product monocarboxylate transporter 6-like. The record is from RefSeq and is a predicted model, not a curated record. Gene Ontology annotation, biological process: transmembrane transport; monocarboxylic acid transport. Gene Ontology annotation, molecular function: monocarboxylic acid transmembrane transporter activity. The transcript is spliced from 8 exons. NCBI's taxonomy places the organism in Eukaryota, Metazoa, Mollusca, Bivalvia, Ostreida, Ostreidae. The coding region runs from base 566 to 1921 and encodes 451 amino acids.
CUGCUGUAGUCGUGUACAUUGUCAACAGGGACGUUUCGUAUUGGGGAAUAGCACGCUUCCGUACAACUGCCUCAAAGUUGUGUAAAUCAGGAAAUAGAAUUGCACUGUGUUACAUUACUGCUUUUAAUAGAUUGUGUAUACAUGUAAUAUCCUUCGUGAUUGAAGAGGAUUGGGAUCUAUUUUGCAAUUCAUCAUAGUACAAAAUAAAAAAAUUGGAUUCUUUUGGUGCUCAUUGAGGAAGUCAAUACUCCCAUUACUGAUGAAAAAAAGGUUGCUCUUUACACACUGAUUUUGGCUACGGAUUACUCUGUUUACCUGAUCAAGAUAUAGGGCUCACAGCGGAUAUGACGGGAAAACAGGGGAUGCUUACUCCUCCUAGGCACCUGAUCCCACCUCUGAUUCCCGUGUACAGUGGAAGAACGUCUCUGAACGCUAAUUGGAACUAGUUGAAUGGCGAAGCGUGUCUGUUUCAAAUGUUAACAUUUUUCUCUCUUCUAGCACAGGUAUGUGGAGCAAAACGACUGAAUAAGGAGGACGCAGGACACCAUUCCAAACUAAGCAGAAAAUGCGCAGAACAACUGUACUGCUGGCGGCGUCCAUGAACAGUUUUCUUGGAGGGAGUCUCGGCUAUUCCGCAGGAAUCAUCCAUCUUGGAUUACUAGAAAAAUACAAAGAGUCUCCUGUAGCUGUCUCUUGGGCAGGUGCUCUGUUUUCAAGUUUUCUUUGUUUAGCUGGUCCCAUUUCCAGUGCGGUUAUAAAUGCCACGUCCUGUCAGAAGGCCAUCUUCCUUGGUUCUUUUCUUAGCUCUGUCGGAUUUCUGAUUUCAAGUUUCGUGUCCGACAUAGAGCUUGUAAUUUUAAGCUAUGGGAUUAUUGCAGGUAUUGGACAGUCUCUUAUGUAUGCGGGCAGUGUUGUGGUCACGGGUUUUUAUUUCCACGACAAUCCAAGUGUUGCUACGGGCGUAGUGGCGGCGGGGGCUGGAAUCGGCGUGACGGUAUAUCCUAUCUUCACAGAAUUUCUGAUGGCGACCUAUGGGAUUAAUGGUACUUUUCUUCUCUUGUCGGCAGUGAGUCUGCAGACUUGUGUGUUUACUAUGUGCAUAAAAACACACACGCUAGAGAAGAAAAGAAGAGAUGUGUCGAACACAAUCUCAGACAGAGUGAAACUGAUCCUACGAGAACUUCGAAAAAUUACCUCAAACGGAGCCUACUGUUGUUUUUGUGUGAGCAUUUUUUGUUGGAGCGCUAGUAUCAACACAUCCGUGUUAUUUUUACCGCAGUAUUAUGUGAGCACAGGUUCAACACCACUGCAAGCCGCGCUUUUCAUGUCUGUUUAUGGAAUCACAGGGUGUCUAUCUCGAAUUCUUACCGGUCUAGCUGCUUCAGACAUUAAUGUAGAUGGUAAAAUAUUGUACAUGGGAUCUUACUUGAUACUGGGGCUAUUUACAAUAUUUCUACCACUGCUCGGAACUACCUUUUCCGGAAAGAUGUUAUAUUCCGUUAUACUUGGUAUAUAUUCUAGCGGUGUGUGGUCACUUCUGACACCGAUAACUAUAGAAAUCAUUGAUAUAAAAUCAUUAUCCACAGCUUUUGGUAUUGAAUUGCUCACGAGUGGAAUAGGAUUUUUAUCUGGUCCAAUUAUUGGAGACGGUGUACAAAGAGGAAGUGGGAGCUUUUCACUUGUUUUCAUCACAUCCGGGGUUCUUUACAUUAUGGCCGGAGUAUUUGAAGUUAUGAUGAUAUUGAAAAUGAAAAAGUCGGAUUUUCACAAGGAGAGACGGGAUAAAAUUAGGAUUGUUAAAGUAGCCGAUAAAGAUACACAUGAACAAGGAAGAAAAGAAAAUCAAGCUCCGACACAAGAUGAUGAUUCUGAAAUGUGUACAAACAUUGAGCGCAGGGGUCUUACAGAGGACCAAGAUUGAAAAGAAGGAACUAGGAUAAGGGAUCUCAUUCUGAGAUAUCUGCAUGGACACAAAUCUAGAGUAUCAUUCAUAAUGGAGCGACAUAUCUAUAUUAAGUUGCUUAUUUUUCAAGCUUAAUAGAUCGGCAUACUCCACGGCUUACUUUUUCCCUGGUUGACAAAACUUUCCUACAAUUUGUUGACGAGUCGUAAAGGCUUUUGUUACAUGUAUAUUGAAAGUCAUCAGAGUAAAAAAAAAUAAUUGCGUUUACGGUUUUUCACUUUGAUUGUCAAUGACAUUAGUAUUACACAAGUUAAUCUUUUAUUUACGAACGUAUGUUUUGUAGAUGAUAAGCUCAUCAUAGCAGUAUGGAUGUUAACACAUACAAUGCUGUAUGGGGGGGGGGGAUAAAUCGCUGUGGAAAUUUUCGCUAUCUUUGCGUUCUAGACAAAUCCACGAAUCUAAGAAUCCGUGAAUAUUUUUAUCUUCAUUAUUCUUUAAUACACAAUGUGUUUAAAAAAGGGGAGGGGGCUUAUAGUGAUUCGAAACCGUGAAUUUAUGAAACCGCGAAUGUGUCUAAAAUGAAAAAUAUACGCGAAAAUUACAACUUGUGAAAUUAUUUCCCUAUACACUACAUUUGGGAAUCUAGCCAAAUCUUAUGUCAUAAGGUUGAACGUCUGUUCUGGUUUUGUCAAAACUGUAAUGGAUGUGUUUAAUCGUUAUGUUCUGAAAAUAAAAUGAAUGAACAAGUGCU